Molecule: messenger RNA, 790 nt
Organism: Dipodomys ordii (Ord's kangaroo rat)
Lineage: Eukaryota; Metazoa; Chordata; Mammalia; Rodentia; Heteromyidae
Gene: Bhlhe22
Product: basic helix-loop-helix family, member e22
Exons: 2
Molecular function (GO): protein dimerization activity
Source: RefSeq, a predicted model, not a curated record
GUCCGGAAAUCUCUUGAAGGUGAAUCGGAGCAAGAUAAACGGUGCGAAGCGGAGGCGCGCGGCGGGGCUCAGAGCGGCGGCGGCGGCGGCGGCUCCGGCGGCGGCGGCGGCGGCUCNAGCAAGAAAUCCAAAGAGCAAAAGGCCCUGCGACUGAACAUCAACGCCCGGGAGCGCCGGCGGAUGCACGACCUGAACGACGCGCUGGACGAGCUGCGCGCCGUGAUCCCCUACGCGCACAGCCCCUCGGUGCGAAAGCUCUCCAAGAUCGCCACGCUGCUGCUCGCCAAGAACUACAUCCUCAUGCAGGCGCAGGCCCUGGAGGAGAUGAGGCGCCUCGUCGCCUAUCUCAAUCAGGGCCAGGCCAUCUCUGCCGCCUCCCUGCCUAGCUCCGCGGCCGCGGCGGCUGCGGCCGCUGCCCUGCACCCCGCGCUCGGCGCCUACGAGCAGGCGGCCGGUUACCCGUUCAGCGCGGGGCUGCCCCCGGCCGCCUCCUGCCCGGAGAAGUGCGCUCUGUUCAACAGCGUCUCCUCCAGCCUCUGCAAACAGUGCACGGAGAAGCCUUAAACACACCCCAGAAACACAAAAACACCAAUACAACCACCAAACAUCAGACCGACCCAAAAGCUAGAGGAAAGCAACAAGCUGCUCCCCGUCCUUUAUUUUGGUCCUCUCUUAGUUUUGCUUUCUUUCUUUCUUUUUUUUUUAAACAGUUGCAGGACAAACAAAGCAGAGGCAAGAACUGAAAAGUAUCUGAGACAAAUUGAACUUUCAAGCUGUGACAUCCUCAGCA